Molecule: messenger RNA, 4299 nt
Organism: Prorocentrum cordatum
Lineage: Eukaryota; Dinophyceae; Prorocentrales; Prorocentraceae
Source: the annotation of a GenBank genome assembly
AUGUUCUUCGGCAGCAGGGAGAAGUUCCCAGAGUGGUCGUUCGUGUUCAAAGCGUACAUGUCCGCCAUCGACGCUAGGUACUCUGACCUGUUAGAACACGCUUCUGAUAAGGAGAGUAUCAUUAGGAAUCUAGACCUAGAGCCACACGAGAAGCAGUUGUCAACACAGCUAUACUAUAUAUUAGUUAUGCUUUGUCGCGAUAAGGCACAAGACAAAAUGAACACAGUGGGCUCUGGAGAAGGUUUCGAGGCCUGGAGACAAUUCAUCAUCGACUGGGACCCCAAGGUCCGCACGCGCAGGGUUGGCAUGAUGAUCAAGAUCUUGACAGCUACGUUCGGAGGUGACAUACCUCAAUCCCUGGACCAGUUCGAGACGAUGGUCAGGGAGUACGAGCAGCAAAGCAAGAAGGUGUUCGACGACGAUCUCAAGCUAGGUCUUGUCGUGGUGAACAUGACAGACCCGGAGGUCCAGAAGCACCUGGUUAAGAAUGCCAACCGCCUGGACACGUGGAAGGCGAUGAAGGACGAGUUGUUGGACAUGGCUCGCACUGAACACGCACAGUGCCCCAAGAAGGCUGCCGACAAGAACCGGCAGCUUGCGGCGGCCCCAGAGGCCGCGCAAGACGACGCCGCCACAGGAUCAACUCAUGUGCGGCCCGCCCCAACGAUGGGCGCCCUAGUGAGGCCGGACAGUGAUGACGAGCGCGACUAUGGGUUUCUCAUGCCCCUGGUCGGCGACGACGCGCCGCUGGCACCACUGCCGUCCAGGAGGGUGAUGGUAGAUUCCGGCGCUGGCCGAAGCGUUUUGCCCACGGGUUUCGACCCAGACGCUGCCGACGAUGGCUCUGUGAGGCCGUCGCGGUUGUCCACGGCAACAGGAGAGGACGUGCAGCUGACGACGGGCAAGAGGUCGCAGUACCAGACCAGCGAUGGCAGGCCGAUCACACUGACGUACAACGAGAGCGAUCAGGUGAAAAUUCCGGUUGUGGCUGCUUCUGAGGCAACAGAGGCCGGCAACUGGAUUGUCUUCGGCCCUGGAGUGCAACGAGUUGUGGCGCCGGCAGACGCCCGUGAGUUGCAAGAAGCAGCUCUGGCCGCCAGGGAUGUAGACCUGGUCAAGGACAGGGGGGUCUAUUGGUUAGAUCUCUUCGAAGACGACGGGCAGCAGCAGGCCAGACCUCUGUGCCCUGCAAGGCCAGCAAAGAAGCCAAGGGUUGUGGACGCGCGGUCGCCCAUGCUGAUGGUGGAGUCAGAGGAGGCCAGGAGGCCGCGAGCCAAGGCCAUUCCACCUACGGUCAGCAAGGCCGAAUGGGACCUGCAUCAGCUGACGCACCUGCCGUUCAGGAGCUGGUGCGAGGCAUGCGUGACUGGCAAGGCUGCAGAGGACCCUCACUGGCGGAAGCGACCAGAUGAGCAGCAGCAGGGCUUGCCCAAGUUGUGCCUCGACUACCUGUUCCUCUCCAAGAGGGAGGAAGACAAUCUCCUGUAUGCGGUGCUGAAUCUCUUGGACGAGCGAUCCGGAGCACCAUUCCCGAACAUGGUGCAGAGGAAGGGCGACGACGACUUUGCUGUGAGUUGCAUGCAUGAGAUGGUGCGCUUCUGUGGCCGGAGUGAUUUCAUCGUCAGGAACGACGGUGAGAACCCCAUCAACGCGUUGGUGGCCAAGUUCGUAGAGACGAAGCAGAAGGGCAUCACUGUCCUCCGGGAGAACACGCCGAAAGGUUCGUCCCAGUCAGCCGGAAGCAUCGAACGUUCGAACUACGAGGUAGAGAAACAGCAUCGGGCUUUGAAGGCUCGAUUGGAGAAGGUGUACCGGAGAACGUUCGAGAUGUCUCACAAGAUACAGCCAUGGCUGGUGAGGCACGCAGGGUGGCUGCUCACACGUUUCCUUGUCAAGGAGGACGGGAAGACACCAUAUGAGCGGCUCAAACAGAAGCCGUACAAUGGUGAAAUAUGUGAGUUUGCUGAAUGUGUUCAUCACAAGCAUCCGGCGGAUGCUGUGGGCAAGGCUGACGAUAGGUGGUCGCUCGGCGUGUGGCUUGGUAAGUCGCUGAGGGCAGACGAGCACUUGGUAGGCACCGAGAAGGGCGUGACUACGUGCCGGAGCAUCUGGCGGAGGCCAGAGGCGCAGCGGUGGCAGACAUCGUUGCUAGACCAGUUCGUCGGGAGCCCCUGGCAGCCCGUGCCGCCAGGCGUCAAGGAGGUCAAGCCCAAAGAUGUGUACAUCACCAUCGAGCGAAUCAUAAAAUUCAAAGCCACGGAAGGAUGUCCUGGGUGCAGAGCCCCAGGGGAGGUGCGCCACACACCUGCGUGUCGAGAGCGGUUUGCCCGCCUUGUGGCGGAAGAGAAGGAGAGACAGCAGAAGGCUCGAGAAGAGAAGGCCCUGCGCCUCGAAGAGCCUCCUCCUGUGCAACCAGAAGCACGCAACUUGCCGGCAGCUGCCGGCAGCGCGCCCGCGGCCCGAGAGGCAGCGAGCGCGACGGGCACAGGAAACGCUGCGACCCGCCAAGGGGCCAGUUCGGCUGCUAACCCUGCGCCUGCGGCCCGCGAGGCCGCGAGUGCGGCAGCUGGCCAAAGACCAGAGGAUGUGGAGAUGCCGGAGGCACCGCGUCCGAGGGAGGCAGCCGAUGAUGAUAUGGAGGGGGACCAACCCGUAGAGGGCGAGCCUGCGAACAAGCAGGCGCGAGUGGCUGCCCUGGCCACGCUCCACGAGCCGGACACGGUAACUGUGCCAGAGGCCGCAGAGCCAGUGCUGCAGGAGCUACCUGUGCACAUGGAUAUGAGCAAGGAGUACUAUUCCACGAAGGAUGGUGUCCGGCUCGAUCCAGAGAAGGUGCUGCAGGGUAAGCUAAAAGAGCUAUCCCAGAUCGACAACUUCGGUGUGAAGGUCUUCCGGGCCAUCGUGUCUGCGGCUGCUACAAAGCAGCGGUCGGAUGGAUCUUGGAGCCGUCUGAUUGCAGGCUACGAUAUCAGUGUGGCUUUCUUCCAUGCUGAUUCAGACGGUCGAACCGUAGUUGUGCCGCCCCCGGAUGUUCGGAAGCCUGGGGUCGUUUGGUCUCUGAAGAAAGCCAUGUACGGCACCCGGCCGGCAUCCAGAGCCUUCGGUAGCUAUGUCAUUGACAAGUUCAAGGAUGAGAGCUUUGACUUGGUGGCAGUGGUGCCGAUGACGUUCGUGAGCACAGAGUUGGAUGUAUCGUUAUGCUGCCACGGAGACGAUUUUCUCGCAGAAGGUGAAGAGAGGUCUCUUGAUGUUCUGGAUGACAUCAUGAAGAGGCACUUCGAAGUGAACAUCUUGCCUCGUGUAGGGCCCCCGGAGUACGGCGGCCAGGCUGUGCAGCUCAGCCACCUGAAGCGCGUCAUUCGGUGGACGCCCGAAGGCUUCACGUGGGAGGGCAACAUCCAACACAUCCGUGACCUCGUGGGCCUGCUGGGCCUAGUUCCCGGCGCGAGCAAGGGCAUAGACACGCCCGGGUCGAAGGACACGGCGAAGAACCGCAGGGAUGCCCUGGAUCCGCUCGGCAAGGAGGACGCGAACCUCUUCCGGAGCGCGGCAGGCACCCUGCAGUAUCUCGCAGAGGACGUCCCGACGGUGAAGUUCUCGAGCUCGCAGGUCAUGGAGGGGAUGACGAACCCCACUGUCACCCACCAGCUGCGCUUGCACAGGGCGGCCCGGUAUCUGCUAGCUCACCCAGGCGAGAUCUGGGAGUACAGGUACCAAAAGGAUCCACGUCUUUUGACUGAGUAUGUGGAUUCAGAUUGGGCAGCAGAUUCAGAGACGCGUAAGAGUGUAAGUUGUGCGUGUGAGACGUACGGUAAUCAUUUGUUAGACGUGUCUGUAAGUAAGCAGCAGAUGUUGGCACUCAGCAGUGGAGAGGCAGAGUUCUAUUCCAUCAUCAAAGGCACAGCCAUGGGGAUCCAAACCAGGCAGGUGCUAGAGGCCGUGCUUCGCCACCCGGUCUCGGUGGAGAUCCUGAGCGACAGCAGCGCGGCCCGGGGCAUCUGUCAGAGGCAGGGGAGCGGCCGUGUCCGCCACCUGUCGACGAAGGACCUGUGGGUCCAAGAAUUCUUCCGCACAGGGCAGGGAGGAUUGAAGAAGGUAGGUACUAAGUACAACUGGGCGGAUCUUGGGACUAAGAUUCACCCCAGGGCACGUCUCGAGGAGCUGAUCGAGAUGAUGCCGCUGAGGAGGAGAGAGGGCUCGAGCUUAGAGAGGUCCAGGGAAGCAUCUGUAGCAGUAUUUUUGCUUCUGGCAUCUUUGGCUACGCAGUCUGCCGCAGCCCGUGGGCUGCGCGAGAGUUAG